This is a messenger RNA of Dermacentor albipictus, 2076 nucleotides long. RefSeq lists its product as uncharacterized. Gene Ontology annotation, molecular function: protein binding. NCBI's taxonomy places the organism in Eukaryota, Metazoa, Arthropoda, Arachnida, Ixodida, Ixodidae. The record is from RefSeq and is a predicted model, not a curated record.
AAGAAGACAGGCUUGCGCAACUUGAGGACGGGUACUCAUGAUGCUCUGCCUGCGUGGUCACGCACACCUACAGUUGCGAGCUGCCGCCCUCUGGCUCAGCCUGAUGCAGUUGCUGCCCGCGUCAGAGGCAGCGACUCCCACGUCCACAGCGCCUCGCUGCAUCUGCUUCGUCAAGCUCUCCAGCAGCGACCAGAGCCCGUGGGUGCUGCCGCAGCCAGGCGUCGGCAGCCUGCGCUGCGCGGCGGCCGAGCCCGGACUGCUGCGCUGCCGCUGGCGCAGCACGCCCUGCGGCCGAGUCCGUCGGCCGCCUGGACUCUACUGCUUCGGCAACGCAGGUACAAGGAGCGACGUCGGCGGGAAAACGGAGGAGCAGGAGCCGUGGCGUUUGAUGGACGCUUCGCAACGCUACCUGGCCUGUGUGUUCGGCACGUGCGGACCCGCGUGUGCUUUCUGCACACGGGUACAGCCUGGCUCCGGAAUCGGCGUGUCUCUGCGCUCCGUCGAGUACUCGCCCUUCCUGGUGGGCGUCGAGUGGCGGCGCGUGCUGACCUUCGCGUCACUGGCGGCGACACUGCGUAGGCGCCGCCCAGCGCGCCGCUACCGCAUCGGGGUCACCACCUGCUGGUCGUGGAAAGAGCAGCCUUGUACUCUUCGAUGUGGACCCGAGGAGCCCGUCUCUCUGUCGGGGCCCGCGGGUUCCUUCAGCGUGCCGGCCGACCUGUACAGCGGCAGCGUGCAGCUGCGGGUGCGAGGCUUGGGCCGGGACCGCCCGGGAGCCGCCGUCUUCCGAGCGUACUUCCACAGAAAGCAAGUCGAGCCAAGUAGCCCGUGCGAUGUCACCGUGAGAACCUUGGGCUGGUCCGUGGUGCGACUCAGCUGGAAGGCCCGGCCCCACGCGCAGCUCGACGGCUUUCAGGUGCACUGGUGCCGAGCAGACAGCACGCUUUCCCGUGGCUGCUCACAGCUCCACCUUCCACGCAACGUCUCUUCCGUGGUUCUCAUGGGACUCGUGCCGUUCCUCAGAUACACGUACAGGCUGCGCUCCUUUCGGGGCGACCCAAACAGCUCGGACGUACUUUUCAGCUUGCCUACCACGGCCACGCGCAGAGACCGUCUCAGCUUUGAGCUGUUCCUGUACACGGAGAUGCUGGUUGUGUUCUUGCUGGCUGGAGCGCUGACCCUGGUGGCACUUCUCACCAUUGGAUUUAUCCUGAUGCGUGCCUUGGGCCUGACGACCUUCCUCGACAUGGAGCCCAACGAAAUGGCAGCGGGCCCGGGUGGUGCACGCGAGAACCAGGCGCAGGGCGACCACCGGCGCCACGUGCCUGGCGGCGCCAGGAGGCGGCGUGGGCCAGCAGCGCUUCCCAGGGUCCGGUCACGGGGCGACAGCUGACCGCCGCUGCGGGUUCGCGCAACGCCCGGCACGCCCGCCGGCGGCCAUCUGACGCGGCACCUGCAGAGCCCAGCGUCGUCGAAGCCUGGGACUGAUUUUUCAGCGAUAUUGGCGCAAGCGGAGAGGCGCAGGUGCCGUGUGACUGCUUCCCGUCAGUGAUGGCUGGCGCUCCAACACGGUGGCCAAGAGCGCGAGUGCUACUGACGACUGACGCACCGCGCUCGACAAUACUGAAUUAUAGACAAAGAAAAUUUCGCCUUCACGAAAACCUAAUGGGCGGUUACUCUCGACGCAGAACCGUUAUUUGUUGAGAUUGCCGUAGAUAUUCACGGAACAACAUGGUCCUCGACCUGUCUGGAUCUUCACUAAGGUAUCUAUUUGGUCCUCUUGGUAGAUAUGCUACAAGUACGUACAGAGUUGCGCAUAAAAGGUCCUUCUUCCUUGAUGUCCGUGUCUUUUAUGCGCAGCUCUGUACAUACUGUCGGGAUAAUUACCUACGACAUACGAUGACUGCAUUCGCUGUAGACUAAUGGAGUCCACCGGAAUGAUUUGGGCUUAUACGGUCACUUCCCGUGCUCCAAAAAUUUUAGUGAACGAAAGUUUUUACUGCAGCAGAUAUUUUUCGCUAGGUCUUCCGCAGACUGUUGUUAUCAUGAUUAAACGCAAAGAAUGUUAUGGUCAGA